Cyprinus carpio (common carp) is the source of this 1945-nucleotide messenger RNA. RefSeq names its product regulator of G-protein signaling 7-like. The transcript is spliced from 16 exons. The coding region runs from base 273 to 1667 and encodes 464 amino acids. The record is from RefSeq and is a predicted model, not a curated record. Gene Ontology annotation, biological process: intracellular signal transduction; regulation of G protein-coupled receptor signaling pathway; G protein-coupled receptor signaling pathway. NCBI's taxonomy places the organism in Eukaryota, Metazoa, Chordata, Actinopteri, Cypriniformes, Cyprinidae.
AGCGCGCGUGUGAUUGGCCGCGGACCCUGCGCGUUCACGCUCUAGUUGUGAGAUUUGCGCGCCGCCGCUCGCUGGAGGACAGGAAAGCGAUAGUUGUCAUACCGAGGGGCAAAUAACUCAUCGUUUCCAAUGAAUAACUACCCCUUCAGCUCGACCGCCAGCUGACGCACUGCCCUGCGCGAACCCACGCGGACGGAGGAGCGACGCGGCGCGAUCGUGUGAGGAGUAUCCGGUGGCGGCGACAGCAGCUCUGGCCGUUCCUCUGCUCCAGUAUGGCUCAGCCGAGCUCGUGUGCUCAGAGCAGUAACGGUGUGGCCGACGAGUCUCCCAACAUGCUGGUCUACAGGAAAAUGGAAGACAUCAUCGCUCGCAUGCAGGACGAGAAGAACGGGAUCCCCAUCCGCACCGUCAAGAGCUUCCUGUCCAAGAUCCCCAGUGUGUUCUCAGGCUCUGAUAUUGUCCAGUGGAUGCAGAAGAACCUGAACAUUGAAGACCAAGUAGAGGCUCUUCAUCUGGGGACGCUGAUGGCGGCUCACGGUUAUUUCUUCCCCAUAUCAGACCACGUUCUCAUGCUGAAGGACGACGGAACCUUCUACCGCUUUCAGACUCCGUAUUUCUGGCCGUCAAACUGCUGGGAACCAGAAAACACUGACUAUGCGGUUUACCUCUGUAAACGAACAAUGCAGAAUAAAGCUCGUCUGGAGCUGGCCGAUUAUGAAGCUGAGAGUUUGGCGAGGCUACAGAGAGCUUUUGCACGGAAAUGGGAGUUUAUAUUCAUGCAAGCAGAAGCACAAGCGAAAGUGGACAAAAAACGGGACAAGAUCGAGCGGAAGAUCUUGGACAGUCAGGAGCGGGCCUUCUGGGACGUUCACAGACCUGUGCCUGGCUGUGUGAACACUACUGAAGCCGACAUAAAGAAAUCCUCCCGGAUGAAGCAGCCGCACAAAACACGGAAGUCAGUGUACGGUCUACAGAAUGACAUCCGCAGUCAGAGUCCGACUCACACAGCCGCACCGGAAGUGAAAGAGCCCACGGAGGACGAGCUUCGCAACCAGAUCCAGCACUGGCAAGCACAGCUAGACAGACACCGCUUAAAAAUGUCCAAAGUCGCAGAGAGUUUGUUGAGUUUCUCGGAGCAGUAUAUCGAGUACGAUCCGUUCUUCACGACGCCGGAGCCGUCGAACCCCUGGAUCUCUGAUGAUGUCACUUCCUGGGAGCUGGAGGCCAGUAAAGAGGCCGGGCAGCAGCGGGUGAAGCGCUGGGGAUUCUGCUUCGACGAGGUUCUGAAGGAUCCGGUCGGGAGAGAGCAGUUCCUCAAGUUCCUGGAGUCCGAGUUCAGCUCCGAGAACCUGAGGUUCUGGCUGGCGGUGCAGGAGCUGAAGAAGCGUCCGAUCCGAGAGGUUCCCACCCGGGUGCAGGAGAUCUGGGAAGAGUUUCUGGCUCCUGGAGCGCCGAGUGCCAUCAACGUGGACUCCAGGAGCUACGACAAAACCACGCAGAACAUCAAGGAUCCCGGCCGCUACGCUUUCCAAGACGCUCAGGAGCCCAUCUACAAGCUGAUGAAGAGUGACUCGUACAGCCGCUUCAUCAGAUCCAGCGCCUACCAGGAGCUGCUGCAGGCCAAGAAGAAGGUAAAGCCCCUGAAGCGGCUGGAAACGGCCAUCUGAGCGUCCUGUUCAAACCCCUCGUCUCUGCCGCGUCUCUUUAGUUUUGCACGUGUUUCUCUUCGUUUCUUCUUCUGUUCUGUUCUGUUCUGUUGUGUCUGUUUUGUUUUGAAGUGAUGAGACAGGAAGUGCUGAUUGGCUGGUUUUUCUGUGAUGUGGUGAGUUCUGUCAGUCUCUUCAGGUUCACAGAUAUACAGACACGCUGGAAAUUAGCACAGAAAAUCAUUUCCAUCAGUCUCUCAGCCGGAUUUACAGAAUGUCGUACAUUGCAUUGAUAUUAU